AUGUGUCGUGAGAAUGGUCAAAAGAAUAUUUCUAUAAGCAGGGCAGUAACUGCUUGGAAAUUAGUUCUUGCUGGAAUGAACAAGGGAAUGAACGCUGAUACAAUUGUUAAGGGCAAGAGUUUUUUUGAUGGUGAUGAAGACCAUCAUGAAAAAGAUGUCGGUAGACGAUGGGGGCAACCCACGGAGAAUGGAAGGAGGGGCAACCUCGGGGGUUCCCAGCACGAGCGCAUCAGAUCCCCGCCGAGGCAGCCCGAGAAGCGACCCUUUGGAGGAACCGGUAGCGAUAGAGCCAGAAUAAUCCAGGAGCUGCGCCAUAGAGUGCAGAACCUGGAACGGAAAGUGGCAGUCAGGGAGCGUCGCCAAUCAACGCCAAGUUUAGAGCAUUCCCGACCCUCCCAAAGAAGGGAAGGAAGCCCUCGAAGUAGUCACUCCAGGCGUACUCCGAGCCCCGAAUCGGAACCCAAGAGCCAAGAAGAAAGUAGAGAAGCGCCGAGAAGAUGGCGAGAACCCUUGGUAUAUACCCGAACGCAUCGCGAAGGCUCUAGAGAAAGACCAAGGAGAAACCGGUCACGCGGAGAGGACGGUGGAGAAAGGGCGAGGAGAAGCCAACAACCUGUGAUCAUGGGAGUAACCCCUUUCCACCACUCGAUCCUCGAGGUCCGACUUUCGAAGCACUUUGAUAAGCCGACCAACAUGCGGUACGAUGGGACCCAAGAUCCCCAAGAACAUCUGACGACCUUCGAGGCCAAGAUGAACUUGGAAGGGGUCGGUGACGAAGUCAGAUGCCGCGCCUUCCAGGUCACUUUAGCAAGCUUGGCGAUACGAUGGUUCAACGGCCUCCCUCAGGCCUCUAUAACGACCUUCGGAGACAUUACCCAAGCCUUCCUAAGCCAGUUUACUACCCGUAUCGUUAAGGCGAAACACCCGAUCAACCUCCUUGGCAUAACACAAAGAACCAGAAAGCCGACCAGGAAAUACCCAGACAGGUUCAACGACGAGUGCCUAGAGAUCGACGACUUAACCGACUCGGUGGCUAAAGUCAGCCAGGUAGUGACGGCCAACAAGCGGCAGCCUACCUACAACCAGCCUCGACAGUACAGCAGCAGAGAGAGGCUUGAGGAGCACUCCAAGGACGGAGUCCCGACCAAAAACUCCAGGCCGUUUCCCCGGGUUGGCAAGUUCACCAAUUAUACCCCCCUAGCCGCCCCAAUUGUGGAGGUCUAUCAACAAAUAGCCGAUAAGGGUAUCCUGUCGAAGCCCCGACCUCUCAAGGACAGGACCGGGGGAAACAAGAGCCUCUAUUGUGAUUACCAUAAGGGCUUCGGUCAUAAGACCCAAGACUGUUUUGAUCUCAAAGACGCCUUGGAACAUGCAAUCCGAGACGGAAAGCUGGCGGAACUAUCCCAUCUCAUAAGAGAGCCGAGAAGGAGAGAUAGAGAUCGGCCCGAGGACAAAGACAGAGUCGUAAGGCAAAAGAGGGAACCAGAGGAGGACAGCAAACAGGGACUCACGGUGGUGAAUGUCGUGGUCGAAAGGGAUGCUGCACCCAGGUCGAGAUCGGCGUGCAGAAAGGAUGCCAAAGUCUUGGCAGUAUCCUCAUCGAGAACCACACCUUCCCCCGGGAAAGUACCGCUAAUCUCGUUCGGACCUAAAAACCAGUGGAUUGAAGGCAUGCAAGAAAACCCUCCUAUGGUGAUCACAGCAAGAGUUGGAACCGGACUGGUUAAGCGAAUCCUGGUGGACAUUGGCACAGAUUCAAACAUCAUAUUCCGCAAUGUGUUUGAUGCCUUAGAUCUACGAGAUGCCGACUUGAAGACCCACGAACACGGUGUGGUCGGUCUUGGAGAUCACUUCAUCAAGUCGGAUGGGAUAAUUUCUUUGCCGGUCUCCAUAGGCAGAGGUCCAGUGAGGAGGACCGUAAUGCCGGAGUUCGUCGUCCUAAGGGACUCUACAGCAUACAACAUCAUAAUGGGAAGAGAAACCAUCAAUGAACUCGGAGCAAUAAUUUACACUAAGUUGCUGGUGAUGAAGUUUGUUUCUGAUAACGGGUUGAUUGGAUCCAUCCAGGGAGAUUUAGAGAAGGCAGUCGCCUGCGACAACGCCAGCCUUUCCCUAAGGAAGAAAUCCAAAGAAGCAGCUGGAGUCUUCUUAGCCGACCUAGAUGCAAGAAUUGAGGACAAGCCCAGGCCAGAGCCCGAGGGAGACCUCGAGAAGAUCAGGAUCGGCUACUCGGAGGCAAAGUUCACCUUCGUGAAUAGAAACCUUCCUUAUGAAGUAAAGGAGCCAUUGGUGGAAGUGAUUUGGAAAAACGGCGACCUGUUCGCGUGGACGCCAGCCGACAUGCCAGGUAUUGACCCCGAGCUCAUGUCGCAUCACCUGGCCAUGAGAGCGGACGCCAAGCUGGCAGCACAGAGAAGAAGGAAAAUGUCCCAGGAAAGAGCCGAUGAGGUGGCCAGACAGACGGCUGACCUCUUGCAAGCGGAGUUCAUCCAGGAGUAG
This is a messenger RNA of Arachis duranensis, 2499 nucleotides long. RefSeq lists its product as uncharacterized. The transcript has 4 exons. Bases 1 to 2499 code for a protein of 832 amino acids. The record is from RefSeq and is a predicted model, not a curated record. NCBI's taxonomy places the organism in Eukaryota, Viridiplantae, Streptophyta, Magnoliopsida, Fabales, Fabaceae.